Zerene cesonia (dogface butterfly) is the source of this 2288-nucleotide messenger RNA. It is a transcript of the gene U2af38, whose product is annotated as splicing factor U2af 38 kDa subunit. Gene Ontology annotation, molecular function: metal ion binding; pre-mRNA 3'-splice site binding. Gene Ontology annotation, biological process: mRNA splicing, via spliceosome. The transcript has 5 exons. Lineage: Eukaryota; Metazoa; Arthropoda; Insecta; Lepidoptera; Pieridae. Bases 222 to 905 code for a protein of 227 amino acids. The record is from RefSeq and is a predicted model, not a curated record. Gene Ontology annotation, cellular component: spliceosomal complex; U2AF complex.
AAUUCUUAAUCUGUGGUAUGGACAGUAGCUGUGCAUAGUAGAUUCAAGAUUCAUGAUUGUGAUUUCAAUCGUUUGCUGGAUUAAGCAUUUUGUUUUAGCGUCAUCAUAAUUUUAUUAUUUAUAUUUUUAGCAUUUUCCUGACUUUAUAUUUCUAUUGACAUCUAUGUGAAAACUUCAGCGGUCCAUGUCCUUUAUUUUAAUCGGCGUCUAAAAAACUCAGAAUGGCCGAAUAUUUAGCGGCUAUAUUUGGGACUGAAAAAGAUAAAGUUAAUUGUUCGUUUUAUUUUAAAAUUGGAGCAUGUAGACAUGGAGACAGAUGCUCAAGAAUUCACAAUAAACCAACAUUUUCUCAAACAGUUCUUCUACAAAACUUGUAUGUAAAUCCACAAAAUUCUGCUAAGUCUGCAGAUGGCAGUCACUUGGUUGUAGCUAAUGUGUCAGAUGAAGAGAUGCAGGAGCACUAUGACAAUUUCUUCGAAGAUGUAUUUGUUGAGUGUGAGGAUAAAUAUGGGGAAAUUGAAGAAAUGAAUGUUUGUGACAAUCUGGGAGAUCACUUAGUAGGAAAUGUUUAUAUUAAGUUCCGACGCGAAGAAGAUGCAGAGAAAGCAGUGAACGACUUGAACAAUCGUUGGUUUGGUGGAAGGCCGGUGUACGCGGAACUUUCGCCGGUCACAGACUUCCGCGAAGCGUGCUGUCGUCAGUACGAAAUGGGGGAGUGCACUCGCAGUGGAUUUUGUAACUUCAUGCAUCUGAAACCUAUUUCGAGGGAACUUAGAAGAUACCUGUACGCUCGACGCAAAAGCGGUCGCCGCUCUCGCUCUCGCUCGCGCGAACGCCGCCGCCGCUCUCGCUCUCGCGAGCGCCGCCGAGAGCCGCCGCGCAAUUCCCGCGCUGGGCGAUACUAACGCAACAUUUAUAAUGGGAGAGUUGUAUGCGGGAAUUCUGUCUUGGUCUUUCUUUACAAAAAAGACAAGGAUGGAAUGAUGCGUAUGUUGCUGAUUUGAAAUCUCCUCGCGCAAAGGCGGUGUGUGUGCGUUGACGGCCAUUUUGAGAAUCUUCUAUCGUGGAUUAUAUAUCUUUUUUCUGUAUAUGAAUUCAUACUUAAUCUGAUAUUAUAAUACAAUUUGUUUUGAUAUAUCUGAAUUAUUGGUUUGCAAUUUUAAUUGCUUAGUUUUUGCGCACUUCAUUGUUUCAAAAUUUCUUAAGAAACAAAUAUAAUAAUUUAAGUGCAUAAAUGAGAAUUCAUUGUUAGUUCUAUAUGUCACAUUUUAGUUUGUACUAAGCGGUUGAAGAUUCAAAAAAUGCCCCAUAAAUAAUUCAUACUGUAUUUGUAAAGACAACAAGAAAGUCCAAUUCGACGUAAUGUCAUAAAGACAGGAAAUCAACCUAUGUUAAUGUAUUUUUUAAACUGGAAUAAAGUAAGUUAAGAAAUAUACAUGGUUUAAUUUCAGAAGCUUUUAUAAUUUCAAAAGUUUUUAUAAUAUAUUUCUCAUAAUUCUUUGUACUUUCAAUCGCAUGGUUGAUUUCAUCUGUCUUAAAUAAACUUUUAUAUAAGGCAACAAGUUAUAAAUUUUAAUAUUUUUAUACAUAGUAAUUAAGACAAGAUGAUCUUCCUUUCCAUAUUCAUAUUUGUGCUUAUUCAAUUCUGUCCGUUUAAAACAGCCUGAAAUAAUAACUAAAGAGUUCCAAAUAGUAUUAACACUAUACUUACGUUAAUUGAAAUAUAAACAUAAUCCAAUAUUUAGAAGCCUCUCUUUAAUUCACAUUCAUUAAUUACAGAUCAAUAAAUUGAAACUAAAUCACGAGUUUACAAAGUUAUAUUUUCUGUAAAAUGAGUUGUGAAUGUGGGUGAUGGUGUCUUGUGUUUAUUUAGAGUGUGAGUUAUAUGUUGAUACACAAUAUUAUUCAUUAUUUAAUAUCACAUUAACGCAAUAUAAUUUUCAAAAAUUUUGUGUUUAAACUAUUCUACAACUUUCUAAUCUACAUAUAAUUUAUGGACCAUUUCAUUUCAACAUCAUAUGUUUAGAUAUGGUUCUUUUUUUAAAAAGAAAUUUAAAAACUAAAGAUAUUUAGAUCAGCUCUUUUGUAAUUAUUUAUACUGUCAUCCAAAUAAAUGAAUAGAAUAUAGGAACUGCUAAUCUUUCAGUUUAAAGAAAAUUUUAUAGCUGUUUGCAGCCGUAUAGCUAUAAUAUUGGUAAAGAUUCACUAAGUUAUAUGAUGUCAGUUACACUACCUUACAUGAUAAACGUGAAAUAUAGAUGUAAAAUAAUUAUAAGAGUCAUUCCUUA